AUGGUCUCUACCAAUACCUUCACAAGCUCAGCAGGCAGCGCGAACCGCACCCGUACCACUACGACCCCUGGCGUUGCCUCGCCUGAGCACUUGGCAGCCGUCCAACGCCUCGUCUGCUUUGAGGCUCGCUAUGACCUGGACGAGGCAACGCCAGGGGUCGUAGUGGUACGGGUGCGGUAUUGGUAG
Mixia osmundae IAM 14324 is the source of this 186-nucleotide messenger RNA. RefSeq lists its product as uncharacterized. Lineage: Eukaryota; Fungi; Basidiomycota; Mixiomycetes; Mixiales; Mixiaceae. The record is from RefSeq and is a predicted model, not a curated record. The coding region runs from base 1 to 186 and encodes 61 amino acids. The transcript is spliced from 2 exons.